This is a messenger RNA of Pelobates fuscus (common spadefoot toad), 1547 nucleotides long. Its product is annotated as 2-acylglycerol O-acyltransferase 2-like. The record is from RefSeq and is a predicted model, not a curated record. Gene Ontology annotation, cellular component: endoplasmic reticulum membrane. The coding region runs from base 343 to 1350 and encodes 335 amino acids. Gene Ontology annotation, biological process: triglyceride biosynthetic process; diacylglycerol biosynthetic process. The transcript has 6 exons. Gene Ontology annotation, molecular function: diacylglycerol O-acyltransferase activity. Lineage: Eukaryota; Metazoa; Chordata; Amphibia; Anura; Pelobatidae.
AUUCUGUGUCACUCGGUGUACCUGUAUUCACUAUUCUGUGUCACUCCGUGUACCUGUACUGACUAUUCUGUGUCACUCGGUGUACCUGUACUGACUAUUCUGUGUCACUCAGGUACUCACUUGUGUGUAGCUGUAUUUUGUCUUUUUGUGUAUUGUAACCUUCUUUGCAGAACAAUUUAUUUCUCUUCCAUAUUGUUACUUUGUUUCCCUUUACUUGUUUUCCUACUUCUCUCUCAUAACUCAUAUCAUUUUCCUCUCUCACAUCCCACCCCUAUUUAUAUUCCCUUCUGUACCCACUUUCUCCACUCUCAAUAUUUGGGGUUCCAGAUCUCCCCAGGAAUUAUGUGGAUCCAGUUUGCCCCCCUCAACAUCCCUCUGUCCAGGCGGCUGCAAACAGCUGCAGUUUUCCAAUGGACCUUCUCCUUCUUGGCAAUGGCUCAUUGCUGCCUUAUUCUCUACAUUGUCCUGGCAUUCUCCCGAUACUGGUUGUUUGCCCUUCUUUACGGAAUCUGGCUCUAUGUUGACUGGAACACUCCAUCCAAGGGUGGAAGGCGAUCGGAGUGGGUGAGAAGUUGGACGGUAUGGAAAUACUUUGCUGACUAUUUCCCCAUGAAGUUAGUGCGUACAGCCCUAUUGGAUCCCAGUUAUAAUUACAUCCUCGGUUUCCACCCUCACGGGGUGCUGGUGGUCGGGGCCUUUGGGAAUUUCUGCACAGAGGGCACAGGAUUCUCCAGUCUUUUCCCCGGACUCACCCCUCAUCUCCUGAUGCUUCCGACCUGGUUCAGAGUUCCGUUCUUCAGAGAUUACAUCAUGAGUGGCAGUCUGGUUUCUUCUGACAAAGCCAGUGCCUCCCAUCUUCUCUCAAAUAAAGAUGGGGGACAAGCUGUGGUGAUUGCAGUUGGAGGACCUCCUGAGGCAUUGGAUGCAAAACCUGGACAGCUUACCCUUCAACUGCUGAAAAGGACUGGAUUUAUUAAACUGGCGCUGACACACGGAGCUCACCUGGUCCCAGUCCUAUCUUUUGGAGAAAAUGAUCUAUACUAUCAGGUGAGCAACCCACCAGGAUCUCUGCUCAGAACUAUGCAGGAGAGGUUGCAAUCGAUAAUAGGACUUGCGAUUCCACUGUUCCAUGGUCGAGGUGUCUUCCAGUAUAGCUUCGGAUUGCUCCCACACAGGAGACCAGUGUACACAGUGGUGGGCUCUUCCAUCCCAGUGAAAAAAACACCAUCUCCCACUACAGAAGACAUAAUCUCUCUUCAUGCUCAAUACGUCAAGAAACUUCAGGAUCUAUUUGAAACUCACAAAGCUCACUAUGGAAUUACAGAAGAAUGUCAGCUGGUUUUGUGUUGAUAGUGACCGGAGAUGUCUUAAGAACGAGAGAUGCUUUGAAAAAGUGUAUGGAACUGCACUCACUCCCAUCAGUCAGAGCCAGUGUGCUUACUGUACCAGAACCAAACACCAGAUUCUCAAGAUCAAUUGAAUGAAAUAAAAGGGGUCCAGGCACUCCUUUGUUCAAGACAGGCACUUUAUUGGAACCACAGCAACAA